Eubalaena glacialis (North Atlantic right whale) is the source of this 3051-nucleotide messenger RNA. RefSeq names its product zinc finger RNA binding protein 2 (gene ZFR2). Gene Ontology annotation, cellular component: precatalytic spliceosome. The record is from RefSeq and is a predicted model, not a curated record. The coding region runs from base 1 to 3051 and encodes 1016 amino acids. The transcript has 20 exons. NCBI's taxonomy places the organism in Eukaryota, Metazoa, Chordata, Mammalia, Artiodactyla, Balaenidae. Gene Ontology annotation, molecular function: single-stranded RNA binding; zinc ion binding; double-stranded RNA binding.
AUGUGUGCGAAGGUGCCAGUGGACAAGUGCUGCCAGCCGUCGUCCCUCUAUACUCAGAGUUUCGUCUUCCAGACAGUGGGGACAGACCAACAGACGGACCUACAGACAGCUGGCAGUGCCUUCUCUAAGGGCAGGAAGGUAGGGAUGAGCGCCCAGCCUCCGAUGGCUUUUCCCCUCCCAGCUGCUGGAACCAGCUUGGCCAUGCAGCCUGCUCCUGGACUGGGCCCUGCCCUGAUCCCGUUUCCCGAGGCCGCCCAGCCACCCAGGCCCAUCACUCCAGCGGGGUACGGCGGGUACCAGCCCCACCCCGGCCAUGACCUCGGUUACGGCGGCCAGCCCCAGGAGCCUGUGCCGGCGGCCACCACGGCUCCCUCCUACCAGGACAGUUACAGCUAUGGACCAUCGACAGCCGCUGGUGGCUACGAGAACAAACGGGACCCGCCACCUGCUGCUGGCCUGCCUCAGCUCCCAGCCAUGGCCACGGCCACGCUCUGCCCACCAGGGCCCCAAGGAGCCUACGGUGGCAUUGGGUACAACCAAGCACAGCCCCUGCCGCAGGUGCCCACCGCCGAGGCGGGGCAGCCGGCCAGCGCUUCGCCCUCCACCUCCACCUAUCCCCCGGCGAGCAGCGCUCAGCCCGCGGCCUCCUCCCUCUCCACCCUGCCUUCCUCAUCCUCGUUCGGCCCAGCCUCCGCCCCGUACACCGGACCAAGCUACCCGAGCUAUGGCGCAUCCCCGUACUCAGCGGUCAGUCCUUACUAUCCCCCGCUGCUCCUCCCACAGAUGCGGCCGCCCCCGCUCCCAAAGCCCGUGGACUCGUCCCUGUGGGGCGGCUCGGGAAGCAAUCCCAGUGCCCGUUGCGCCAACAACUUCGCCAAGAAGCUACCAGUUGCCACCAAGCUGCCAAAACCCAGGGGUGGCCCCAAGCAGCUCCCGCUUCACUAUUGUGACAUCUGCAAGAUCAGCUGUGCUGGUCCCCAGACCUACCGCGAGCACCUGGAAGGGCAGAAGCACAAAAAGAAAGAGGCGGCUCAGAAUAUGGGCACCCAGCCCAACGGCAGCCCACGAGGGGUGCAGGCGCAGCUGCACUGCGACCUGUGUGCCGUGUCCUGCACCGGGGCGGAGGCCUAUGCCGCCCACAUCCGGGGCUCCAAGCACCAGAAGGUCUUCAAGCUGCACACCAAAUUGGGGAAGCCCAUUCCCAACAUGGACCCGGCGCCAGCGAACUCGGCCCAGGCCACCAGCACCAGCCAGCCGGCCUCCACCCCCCUCACCGCAGAGAGCCCCCCCGCGGCCCCUGCCAGCCCCAGCAUGUGUGCCCCAAGCAGGCCAGCGCCAGCCAGGAGACCGGCCACCUCGAAGGCCUCGCACGUGGGGCCUCCUGCGCUGCCGGCAGCAGACAGCAGAGCCCCCCAGGGGAAACUGGCACACCCCAGAUCAGAGCGGCCCGGAGAACCGCCCGCCCAAGGAGGCUCUGUGGAAGCUUCUGGAAGGUGCUGUGACGCACAGCCAGUGGGCCCAGGCUACGUGGAGGAGGUGUGCAACGAGGAGGGCAGAGUGAUCCGGUUCCACUGCAAGCUGUGCGAGUGCAGCUUCAAUGAUCCCAACGCCCGGGACAUGCACGUGAGGGGGCGGCGGCACCGGCUGCAGUAUAAGAAAAAAGUGAACCCCGAUCUUCCGAUUGCGGACAAGCCCAGCACGAGAGUUCGGAAGCUCCUGGAGGAGAGGCUGAGGAAGCAGCGGCAGCGGAGCAAGCAGCGUCUGGGGGAGCUGCGGCGCCGGCACGAUGAGAUGAGCAGGCGCUACGGCUCGUGCAAGAGGCGGCUGGAAGAGGAGCCACAGGCGCAGGAGGCGCGCUUGGGACGCCCGCCGGCCGACCAGCAUCCACCUCCCCUCAGGAGCAGGCCGGUGCUGUCCACAGCCAAGCCUCUGCCCAUGAGGCGGCCGGAGUCCAGCGACGACCGGCAUGUCAUGUGCAAGCACGCCGCCAUCUACCCCACAGAGGAGGAGCUCCUGGCCGUCCAGAAGGCCGUCUCCCACUCGGAGCGCGCCCUCAAGCUGGUGUCCGACACAAUGGCCGAGGAGGAUUCCGCGCGCCCAGAGCCAGAAGGCGGGGAGUGCAGCCACCCAGGCCCCUCUGCUCGGAUCCUGAAAGGCGUGAUGCGGGUCGGCCUCCUGGCGAAGGGCCUCCUCCUGCGGGGAGACAGGGCCGUGCAGCUGAUCCUGCUCUGCUCCCAGAAGCCCACCCGCGCCCUGCUGCGCAGAGUCACGGAGCAGCUGCCCCUCCAGCUCCCGAUGGUGACAGAGGACAAGUACGAGGUCUCCUCCGACCCUGAAGCCAACAUCAUCAUCUCCUCCUGCGAGGAGCCCAGGAUACAGGUCACUGUGUCCAUCACCUCGCCCCUGAUGCGGGAGGACCCCUCUGCAGACCGAGAAGGAACAGAGGUGCCUCCGCCUGACCCGGGAGAUGUCCUGAGCUCAGAGAAGUGCCUCCAGUCGCUGGCUGCCCUCCGCCACGCCAAGUGGUUCCAGGCGAGAGCCAGCGGACUGCAGCCCUGUGUGAUCGUCAUCAGGGUCCUUCGGGACCUCUGCCAGCGCGUGCCCACCUGGGGGGCCCUGCCAGACUGGGCCAUGGAGCUGCUGGUGGAGAAGGCUCUCAGCAGCACGAAGGGGCCCCUGAGCCCCGGGGACGCCAUGAGACGGGUCCUGGAGUGCGUGGCCUCGGGGACACUCCUGACAGAUGGGCCGGGGCUCCAGGAUCCCUGCGAGAGAGACCAGAUGGACGCCCUCGGGUCCAUGACCCUCCAGGAGCGGGAGGACAUCACGGCCAGUGCCCAGCACGCCCUGCGCAUGUUGGCGUUCCGGCAGAUCCACAAGAUCCUGGGCAUCAACCCUCUGCCGCCCCCCAAAAGCAGGCCUGGGGCGCGCUUCCGGAAGAGGCCACGGGAGGUGAGCGAGGCCGAGGCCGAGGAGGGCGCCGGCCAGAGGAAGCGGGCUGGUGGGGCGGAGAGGGGCCUGUGUGAGCGGCCUCGCCUCCCCAACGGGACCUGA